Somion occarium is the source of this 1400-nucleotide messenger RNA. NCBI's taxonomy places the organism in Eukaryota, Fungi, Basidiomycota, Agaricomycetes, Polyporales, Cerrenaceae. The record is from the annotation of a GenBank genome assembly.
ACCGCCAGCGACUUGAUUUCGGUCUUCCACUUGCGCUUUGCAACUCUAGUGUCUAACGUAUAUAUCCUUUCCCUGCUGUACAACACCAACACUCGCUUUUCUUCCUUGUCAUAAAGCCCGGCCCUCCCCUCUGUUACAUAUACUUGCCCAUUUAACUUCACCCCUGACAACCCUCAUACGCUUGCCCCAGGAGGCUCGUGCAUUCCACCCGAAUCCCGCACUUCAAAGCUUUCUUUCAACCUUUACGAUACCAUGGCUGCAGCCCUUUCCCAACUCUCUGCAUGCGUCACUCGCAUUCUUUCCCUGACCGGCUUCCCGAAGGAGCUCAAAACCAGAGACAUCCAAACUGCUUUCUCGGAGUGGGAGAACGUGAAUGGAGGUUUCAAGAUCAAGUGGAUAGAUGAUACUAGCUUGUUGAUUGUCUUCAACGAUGCUACCGUUGCAAAACGGGCUUACCUCCAAACGCUGGCCUUCCCGCCCACCGUCUUCUCAUCUCCCAACUCGACGCAAACUGCGAUUAUCAAACCUUAUGAUGGACCUGAUGCCCAGUCCGUCAUUCAGACGGUGAAUGCACGACAACAUAGCAGUAAUGGUCGUGGACACAAUGUUCGCAAUUCCGUAUCUCAUGGUCGAGGCAUCUCUGUCAGCACGUCGUUCCGGAACAACCGCGACAGCAGCGCUGCUGCUAGUCCCGUCGUAAACGGAAACGCCAGUAUCACUGAACCUAAUCAGCGUAUAUCCCCUCGCGACCGCGAUCAGCCUUCACCUACACUCCCUGACAUUCCUUCUCAUCCCACACUCAACUCCCUUAUUUCGUCCUCUCUUGGUGUUGACCCAACUGCUUCUGAUCCCGCGGUCCUCGCUGCGCAGCCAGAGCACGGUGCGCCUCGUAUUGGUGACCCAGGCAAGAGAAUGGUGGGCGCUGCGCUAGGCAUCCGACACCCCGGACUUCCACCUCGUGUAAUCAAUGGUCCCUCCACCCAUGGAAUUGGAGAUGUAACGAGGGCUAUGAGCGGGUUGGUCGUUGCAGAGUAAACACCCUCGCGAGGUGUACCACUUCGGACGUAUGCAGGGCUAUGUUCGAGGUGUUCGUUUAACAGUUGAUUAGGAUACAUCUGGAUGAGGUGGUGGAUAGUCAUUGUAAGUUCGGUUCGUUCGCGGUGUACAGGCGUACUAUUUUGGAGGAUAGUCUAGGAUUAUCCUCUUCUUUGUGCAAGAGCAGCAAUAUUGAUGGAAUGGUUUAACACCUCUCUCUCCCUUUCGUUCUCACUCAUUGGUUGUAUCCACGGGCCGCUGGCUUCAAACGCAAGGGGCAAGUGUUGUUUGUUUAGGAGCAUAUUGUCUAGUAGUUCUAUUUCCAGGAUCAUAAUCAAUCCUUCGUCUUCUGUGGGCGUCCGGGU